CUGAAAUACAAACACAGUAAAAUUUUUAAGACAUGAACGAUGACUGGAUUCGGGAUUUUUAUUUUAAUCUUUAGCAUCAUGUAUAAACUCCAACUUGGUAGACGGGUUACUGCACAAUCCCUCACAGAGUCACAAGUUUCACAGCCCGAUAAAGAGAUCAGUGUGAAUACUGGAGACUCGGCUACUCUACAAUGUUGCGUUUCUGAAAAAUUGGUUGGGAUGAUAGCUUGGUUUAAACAACCAAAUAGAAAACAGCCUGAGAUGAUAGUCAAACUCUUUAAAUUUGCUGGAGAUGUGUUUGAUAUUGAAUUUCAAAAUCCUCGCUUCCAGACAAAAAAAUAUUCAAACUGCUUUAAUGUUAUAAUAACCAAUGUCAGUGAGUCUGAUGAAGCCAUGUAUUACUGUGCACUGGCAUUUCCUGACAUCGUGUUUGCAGAUGGAACUUAUUUAAAAAACAAAGGUAAACAUGUUACUAUUAUAUCAGAAACAUCAAAUCCACCCUUGUAUGAUAAUUCAGUGGUGUGUGAACCAUCAGCACAUAGGAACAGCACCAACAUGAACACACAUGAGAUAACAGUGCUCAGUUUGGGGACGGCUUUGGGCUUGUGCGCACUUCUGAUAUUGUGUCUGAUUUAUUUAAUACUGAGGACAAGAAAACAUGAUAAAUUAAAUUCUUCUAUGGUACAUUCAUCAAGAACAAAGCAGGUAUGUGUGCAAAUAAAUAAAUAAAUAAAUAAAUAAAUGAAUGAAUAAAUAAUAUUGAAAUAUA
Clarias gariepinus (North African catfish) is the source of this 769-nucleotide messenger RNA. RefSeq lists its product as uncharacterized. Gene Ontology annotation, biological process: response to bacterium. The record is from RefSeq and is a predicted model, not a curated record. NCBI's taxonomy places the organism in Eukaryota, Metazoa, Chordata, Actinopteri, Siluriformes, Clariidae. The coding region runs from base 40 to 729 and encodes 229 amino acids. The transcript has 5 exons.